This is a messenger RNA of Benincasa hispida (wax gourd), 1072 nucleotides long. Its product is annotated as multidrug resistance protein. The record is from RefSeq and is a predicted model, not a curated record. Lineage: Eukaryota; Viridiplantae; Streptophyta; Magnoliopsida; Cucurbitales; Cucurbitaceae.
CAUCCUCCUAAUUCCAUUACAAUGUUCAUAUCCACUUCAACCUUAACUCUCACCAAAUCCCUUUGCAAAAAUGGAGGUCGCCAUGUCUCUCAACGCUCUGGUUCGGAUUCCCCUUUCGAAUUCCAAGCUACAGGAAGAUGGGCUUGUCCGGCACUCCCUCUUUUCGGCGAGGACGAUGCAGAAGCCUGAGCAGAGGCACCGCCACACUCUCGUCGUCGAAGCCAAAGGCAAAAAAGGGAUGCAAGCUCGUCAGUCUCAAAGGCCUGCGCCUCCACCGCUGCCCAAGAUUGAAGACGACGGCAACCCUAAAUUUGUUAUCUUCAUCCGUAUGGCCAAUGUUUAUUUGUGGUACCCGCUGAGUCUUAUAAAUGGUGGCACAACCGCCAAAAUCAUGGUUGCAGCUAAAGAUAAUUUUCUUGGAAAAUAUAUCUACAAAGAUACUUUGGCUAGGAACCUUGCUGCUGUUAUUUACCGUGAUGAAAAGGAGAUACAAAAGACAGCAUUCAAACAGUUCCGCGUGUUGCGGACAGCAACAGAGUUCAGAUAUGGCUACAAGCUUGUUGAAAAUGGCAAUUUGAGAUCUGCACUUUCUACCACAGAUGUAAUCGAGCUUCCAACUCAAGAUCAGCUGAAGACAGUUCUCGAUAAAGUUAAAGACUUCUUUGGAGAUGCAAAGGAAUCAUUUGGCAAACUCACUGCACUAGGCUCACCUGAAGGCGAGGAAUCAGAUGAGGAGUCUAAUGAGAAGGCCAAGGUUAAAACUUGAGAGUGAAGUGGUCGUUUUACUGGAAAAGUACAGCAGCACGAAGAACAUUUAAACUCGAGAGCUUUAAAAGGUACAUAGAAGGGUGGACUAGCAAGGUUUUUUUGGUAUCCAAAAUGUGCGUAGGUGAAAAAUUAGGGAGUUUUAUACGGUAUGUUUGAUGAAGAUGCGGCAGGGUAAUGUACACAAGUUUCAUGAUGAUUUUUUGUUCACAAAUCUUGUUUUCCUUGUCUGUUUUCUUACACAUUUGAAUGGGAAGACACUCUUCAUUCUUUCACAUAAUGCAAUGGCUUUGAUUUUAUUUUCCAA